Molecule: messenger RNA, 870 nt
Organism: Anoplophora glabripennis (Asian longhorned beetle)
Lineage: Eukaryota; Metazoa; Arthropoda; Insecta; Coleoptera; Cerambycidae
Gene: CHOp24
Product: transmembrane emp24 domain-containing protein 2
Exons: 3
Coding region: 62-667 (201 amino acids)
Biological process (GO): intracellular protein transport; endoplasmic reticulum to Golgi vesicle-mediated transport; Golgi organization
Cellular component (GO): COPII-coated ER to Golgi transport vesicle; Golgi apparatus; endoplasmic reticulum-Golgi intermediate compartment
Source: RefSeq, a predicted model, not a curated record
AAAUAUAGGUUACGUGGCUGUCUCCGUCAUUUCUUAGUGCAGUUUUAAAGCAGAGACGAAAAUGUGGGAUAAAAUCAUUACCUUAUUUAUGUUAUUCACAAUAUGUGUCCACCAAAGCCUGGCAUAUUUCAUUACAGUAGACGCACACGCCGAAGAAUGUUUUUUUGACAAAGUAGAAGCAGGAACCAAAAUGGGUCUGACCUUUGAAAUAGCAGAAGGCGGUUUCUUGGAUAUCGACGUACGCAUAAUUGGACCUGAUGGUAAAACCAUAUACCAAGGCGAGAGAGAGACUUCGGGCAAGUACACCUUUGCAGCACACGCGCAAGGUGUGUACACAUACUGCUUCUCGAACAAAAUGUCCACGAUGACUCCUAAGGUAGUCAUGUUCAAUAUGGCUAUUGGAGAAUCGCCCAAAGCUGAACACCAAGAGGGAGAAACAACGAAUAAGUUAGAGGACAUGAUCAGAGAGCUAAGUGCUUCCCUUACGGGUGUAAAACAAGAGCAAGAGUACAUGCAAGUGCGUGAUAGGAUCCAUCGUAGUAUAAACGAAAGCACGAAUUCGAGGGUUGUGAUGUGGUCUUUCUUUGAGGCUCUUAUUCUAGUGGCUAUGACCAUGGGGCAAGUGUACUACCUUAAAAGGUUCUUUGAAGUCAGGAGAGUGGUGUAAAGUUAUGUACAUUUCAUUUUAUUCCGAAUAAAAUUCAAAACAUUAGGCCAGGGUAUAAAAAUAUGGACUCGAUGAUUUGUACAUAUUUGUGUUCCAUGUGUAGAGUUGUAUGCAAAGCGGGGUUCCAAAUUGUCUUGAAAUAUUUAUUUUUUGUUUGUAAAGUUUCUUAAAAAUAAUAUUUAAUAAAGGUUUUUUUAUAUAAA